UCUCCACUGGUGCUUCUUCUUCUUCACCUCCUCCUCAUAUCCUUUGCCUUCCUCUUGUGAGCUGUUUGUGUAGACAGGGUUGCGAUUGCUCUGCUAGGCGGUGUUUGCUGAUGCUGUCCGUGACGGAAUUGGGGUUUGUAUGAGCCGUAACGUAUACGCUGCCGGUUGCUUGGGUGAUGAAAAACGCGCAGAGCCUGGUUACGUUGCGGGGGCGCAGUGGCAGCAGGGGAUGCGUAGAGGAGCAGACAUUGAGUGCAAGGGUAUGGUUCCGAAGGAAGGACGUUGUUAAUUUUGAGGGUGGGAGGGAGAUGAGGGAGAAAGGAGGAGGGGAAUUAUGAUUAGCGCAUGCGUGGUGUUUCGUGGUGUGGGAAUAGCUAACAACGUCGCGGAAUGGGAUCGAGUCCUGGGGAGAGGGAAUGGGUGAAUAGGUGCAGGAGGGUGAAGAGUGUGAUGGUUGGAUAACAAGGGAUCGCGACCAAGGUGUUGCGUUCGCGUUGCGCUAGAUAAUGAAGCGGGCGAUUGUGGGAGGAGGUGAUGAUGAUAUGUCCAACAAGCGGCGGCGGAGCGUCAACGUGGCGGUGGAGGAGCAGGAGCAGCAGCCGGUUUUGUUCAAGAAGGCCAGGAUAACACCGUCGUCGUCGUCGUCCGCUUGUAGUGCCCCGGCAGUGUCUGUUGCGGAGUCGGGCGUGGGAAUUGCUGGGGAUCGCGAUGCGCAUUGGACGGAGCUGCCGGAUGAUACUGUGUUCGGGUUGUUCAAUUUGCUGAACUAUAGGGAUAGGGCGAGUCUCGCGUCCGUGUGCAGGGCAUGGCGCGGGUUGGGGAGCUCGACGUCGUUGUGGACGUCGUUGGAUCUUCGCUUGCACAGGUUGGAUUCGGAGGUCGUGUCGGCGCUUGCGGGCCGGUGCUCGAAUUUGCAGUGUCUGAAAUUUCGCGGAGGCGCGUUCGCGAACUCAAUUGUGGGUUUGCAUGCGAGGGAGCUGAGGGAGCUGAGCGGUGAUUGGUGCAGCCUUCUGUCGGAUGCAACCCUGUCCAUGGUGGUUGCUCGGCAUGGGAACCUGGAGAGCUUGCAGCUGGGUUCGGAUUGCGAGAGGGUGACGAGCGAGGCGCUGAAAGUGGUAGCAGUUUGUUGUCCUAAAUUGCGACGGUUGUGCAUCUCAGGCAUUCGGGAUGUGGACCGAGACGCCAUUCAGGCAAUGUUCCAGCAUUGCCAGGGUCUGACAGAGCUGGGGUUUCUGGACAGUCACACCAUCGACGAGGGAGCUUUCGGGGCUGCGAGGAACCUACGAUUUUUGUCCGUGGCGGGAUGCAGGUGCAUAGCGUGGAGCACGGCAGCGCAGUGCUGGAGCAAAUUGCCCAACUUGAGUGGGCUGGAUGUUUCUCGGACGGAUAUAACUCCGAGCACACUGGCGCAGGUGCUUGCAUGUCCCGAACUGAAGGUGGUGUGCGGCCUGAACUGCCCCCUUCUGGAGGAGGGUAGCAACCCGAUCCCGUCGCCAUCGUCAAAGACGGCGGUGUUGCUGGCACGGUUCACAGAUCUUAUGGAAGGAUUGGAGGUUUUGCUGAACCCGAGCAAUUCGAAGGAGGAGGCGUGUUCGUCUGGACGAUCCAGGUAUGGCAGGCGCAUGCGUGUGGACCCGGAAGUGGCGAAGUGGACGGAGAGAAUGUUGUCACAUGCACUUUUGAAGAUUGCGGAGAGCAAUGCGCCCAGCCUGGAUAGCUUCUGGCUGAAGCAGGGAACCGCCAUGAUGCUUCGACUGGUCCAAAGCGCACAGGAGGAUGUACAGGAAAGGGCUGCGGCUGCUUUGGCGGUGUUUGUUUUGGUGGAUGAUGAGAAUGCGACUGUGGAUUCUGCACGGGCGGAAGCUGUGAUGAACGGUGGCGGCAUUGCGUUGCUGCUAGGUCUGGCAAAGUCUUGUGGCGAGGGAGUGCAAUCCGAAGCCGCCAAGGCCAUUGCAAAUUUAUCUGUAAAUACAGAAGUUGCGAAGAGGGUUGCUUUGGAAGGGGGAAUCAGUAUCCUGGCUGCGUUAGCGAGGUCUCCGAAUCGGUGGGUUGCCGAGGAGGCAGCGGGGGGUUUAUGGAACCUGUCGGUCGGGGAAGAGCAUAAGGGUGCUAUAGCCGAGGCAGGCGCAAUUGAAGCACUGGUGGAUCUGGCAUUUAAGUGGCCUGCUGGAGGGGAGGGUGUUCUGGAGCGAGCAGCAGGUGCUCUGGCUAACCUAGCAGCUGAUGACAAGUGCAGCAUGGAAGUUGCUGUGGCUGGCGGUGUACGGGCCCUAGUUAGACUUGCACAGUUUUGUAAUCACGAAGGGGUGCAAGAGCAGGCAGCGCGCGCCUUGGCCAAUCUCGCCACUCAUGGAGACAGCAACGGUAAUAAUGCUGCUGUGGGGCGGGAGGCAGGCGCACUUGAAGCUCUCGUGCGCCUGACUGGGUCUAACCAUGAAGGCGUUAGACAAGAAGCAGCUGGAGCACUGUGGAAUCUGUCUUUUGAUGAUAGAAACCGAGAAGCUAUUGCAGCAGCUGGUGGCGUGGAGGCACUGGUUGCUUUAGCUCAAGAUUGUAGCAGCGGAUCUCAAGGUCUGCAGGAGAGGGCUGCUGGUGCAUUGUGGGGUCUAUCUGUUUCUGAAGCCAACAGCAUUGCUAUCGGUCGUGAAGGUGGAGUUGCCCCGCUGAUCACUCUGGCACACUCGAACUCUGAGGACGUACAUGAGACAGCGGUGGGCGCGUUGUGGAAUCUGGCUUUCAAUCCCGGUAACGCGUUGCGCAUGGCGGAAGAAGGAGUCCCUGCGCUUGUACAUUUGUGCUCGUCGUCAAGAUCUAAAAUGGCACGUUUUAUGGCAGCUCUGGCCCUCGCGUACAUGUUCGAUGGCAGGAUGGAUGAGGUUGCUGUCAGAGUAUCGAGCGGAGAGAACCAUGGCAGGACAGUGAACCUGGAAGCGAUUCGGAAAUUGGCGUUGCGAAGCAUUGAUGCGUUUGUGCUAACUUUCUGUGAUCAACAAGCUCUGACAGCUGCUGCGUCAUCGUGGGCUCCUGCCACCCUGAACCAAGUUGCGGAGACCGCCAGGAUCCAAGAAGCUGGACUUCUCAGAUGCAGUGGAGCGGAGCUUGGACGGUUUGUGGCCAUGUUGAGGAAUGGUUCUGCAGUUCUCCGAACAUGUGCUGCGUUUGCUCUUCUGCAGUUUACUAUGCCUGGAGGUAGGCAUGCGAUGCACCAUGCAGAUCUUCUGCAGAAGACCGGUGCAAGUCGAGUGCUGCGGACUGUGGCUGCAGCAGCAACUGCGGCAAUGCAGGCUAAAGUGUUUGCCCGAAUCGUUCUUCGUAACCUCGAGCAUCAUCAAGCGGAGAGCAACGCAGUGGUGGCACUAUUAUAACAAAAGAGGGUUUUUGUCUAGGUGAAGCCAGUGGCAGCGCGUCAAGAGUAAACGGUCUUGCGAGUAUGUGAAGAGUCUCACUGAAGAAAGUUUAGCGAGUUAAUCCUUGCAUUGUAGACUAGGAUUUCGCAACUGAAAGCCAAAUUAGGAACGUGCGAAAUGAAACAUAUUAGUCUACAAUGUCCCGCUAUAACCGCAAGGUCAUGGUGCUGCGCACAAGCCUCUAUAGUUCACUUGUUCACUUGGACUGUUUCCUACCCUCAAUUCUUCGGAUACUGAUUCAUGUUUGGCACCAACUCUUGGAGCAGGUGCCCAAUAACAAAGAAUCACAUCGGAGUGCUGUCCUGUUGAUAUUUGCCUGUAAUUUGUUUCAAAACGUGCUUGGAGUA
Messenger RNA from Physcomitrium patens, 3754 nucleotides. Its product is annotated as protein ARABIDILLO 1. The record is from RefSeq and is a predicted model, not a curated record. Lineage: Eukaryota; Viridiplantae; Streptophyta; Bryopsida; Funariales; Funariaceae. Gene Ontology annotation, molecular function: protein binding.